AUGGGAGAAAAUUUUAAAAAUUCACAUGAUAAGUUGCUUGUGGAAUUAGAUGAUAUGACAAGAAUAUCAUCAAAAUUUGUUGAAGAAGGCUUGCAUUAAGUUGGAGACGAUGGAUUUUAUUAAAUGCGUCUUCUAUUUAUUUUUUUUGCUUAAUGGAUGGUUUCUGUAUUCAUAUUCGUUGGACCAGUUUAUUAUUUUCCAGAUCCAGAGUUCUAAUGCUCAAAUGGAGAAUCCUGCACUGAAGACAGUGGAGGAUGCAAUGAAUAAAAAUUAAUUUCCUCGCCUUAUAAUACUAUUACCAGCGAUUAUAAAUUAUAUUGUGAUAAUAGGAACCUUAGAAGUGUCUCAUAAAGUGCCUUAUUUUGGGGUCCUAUUUUCGGUAACAUUUUUUUUAGCUUUAUCGCUGAUUGGAAGGGUAGAAGGCUAAGCUUGAUUGCAGCUUGGAGUCUUAACACAUUGGGAAUCUUAGGAAUAACUUUUUCUUAAAAUAUUUACCAACUUAUCUUGAUGAUCUUUAUAACAGGAUUUAGUUUGGUACCUUGCAAUAAUUUAAAUUUGAUUAUGGUCAAUGAAUAAAGUGGUGAAGCAUUUCGUUAGAGAGGAACCACUCUAUUACUAAUGAGUUGGGCAGUUUUUGAAAUAUUUUUGGUUCCAAUUGCAAAAUACAUUUAUAAUUGGCGUAAUAUAUUUAUAUAUUUUACACUUUUUCCUUCUUGUGUAAUAGCUGUCCUUAACUACCUCUAUAUUUACGAGUCUCCAAGAUUUCUGUUAACAAAAGAAUUAAGAAAUGAAAUGUAUUCAACUUUAAAUAGAAUUGCUAAAGUAAAUAAAAGAGAAGCUAUAACUGAGCAAGAUUGCUUUAUUAAUCCAUUAGAAAGCAGUAAAGCUUAGAAGAUAUAUACUUAUUUAGAUCUGGUUAAGUAUAAAAGCUUGAGGCUAAUAACUAUUGCUAGCUGUUUAGUAAUGUUCUUUACACAAAUGAUUUAUUAUUCGACUUAGUAUUCUUUAGGCUCUGUUGGGUCUAGUCUCUAUAUAAACACUUUAGUUGUUGGAGCUGGUGAAGCAAUAGCUUAUUUUUUAUGCAACUAAGUGGCCCAUAAAUUAUAGAGAAAGCUCUUUACUUUUAUUUUUUACACUUCUAGCAUAUUCUUAUGUUUAUUAUUUUUGUUUGUAAAAUCUGACAUAAAUUAAACAAUUCUAGCCUGUUUAGUGAGGAUUUUUAAUUGUGGCACUCUCUGCAUUUUAGCUUUAUUUGUUGAAGAAUUAUACCCAACUACAGUAAGGUCUUUAGGAGUUGGAGCCCAAAUGUCUAUAGGAGUGGCAGGUUCUUCUUUGGCUCCAAUAGUAAUUGACUUAGCUAAAAAAUUGGGUAUAAACCCUCUAUUAGCAACCGGAAUAAUUUCUAUUCCUGCUAUAUAUACAAUAUCAUUUUUUAAAGAAACAAAAGGAGAGCCAUUAUAAGAUGAUAUUUUAGAAUUUUAAUAAGAAACUAAAGAUUUUUGA
Messenger RNA from Tetrahymena thermophila SB210, 1503 nucleotides. RefSeq names its product MFS transporter. Gene Ontology annotation, biological process: transmembrane transport. Lineage: Eukaryota; Ciliophora; Oligohymenophorea; Hymenostomatida; Tetrahymenidae. The record is from RefSeq and is a predicted model, not a curated record. Gene Ontology annotation, molecular function: transmembrane transporter activity. The transcript is spliced from 2 exons.